GUAUACUAUUGUUGAUUAAACUCUGAAUCAUUUGUAUUAUAUUGUAAAUAUCAAAAUGGGUGGCGACGGUGGCAGUAUUCCAGGUCGUAUUGACUUGGUGAGAACAACUGGUUACACAUUCGUCCGCAAUUUGGGUGGAAUGGGCUAUUCACCAAAUACGCAGAUGAAAGCGGCUGAUGAACAUCUUACUAAUGCUCAGAUAAAAGAUUUACGGUGGAAGGUGUGUAGCUUAUCACAGGAACCGUUAUCACGUCCGAUAAUGGUUUGUCGUCUCGGGCUAUUAUACAAUAAAGAGGCUGUCAUAAAGUAUAUACUCUCUAAAAAGAAUGUUGUAUCAAUGCAGCACAUAAAGAAUAUGAAAGAUUUUAAAGAAGUUGACUUAGAGGUUGAUAAGAGUUCACAACGUUUUCUGUGUCCAAUUACACUUACUGAGUUUUGCGGCGUGAAUCGCGGAGUUUUAAUUUGGACCUGCGGUUGCUGCAUAUCGGAGAAAGCCUUUAAAGAGUUGAUGAAAUCCCAAAUAUCGCAGAAGAAUACGUUAUGCCCAAGUUGUAACUCUCCCUUCAUAUAUAGUCCACAUGCCUUUGACUUACAGUCUACUGCAGUAGACCCAUUGAGUCAUGAUAUGGUACUCCUUGUGCCGGAUCAAAUAGAAGAAGGGUAUCUUCGUGCCAAAAUCGCAAAGAAGUCUAAAGUGCCUGGACAGUAGGAUACAUAAACGUCGACAUUGUAGGAUACCUAGUUAAGAAAUGUCUACCGUGUCACCUAAUUACACGCGACGACAAGAUAUGAAGUAUCAUAGAUACUUGCUAGCAUUGCAAGAUUAAUUACAGAUUGGCC
Molecule: messenger RNA, 840 nt
Organism: Babesia bovis T2Bo
Lineage: Eukaryota; Apicomplexa; Aconoidasida; Piroplasmida; Babesiidae
Product: Rtf2 RING-finger family protein
Exons: 4
Coding region: 56-709 (217 amino acids)
Biological process (GO): site-specific DNA replication termination at RTS1 barrier; mitotic DNA replication termination
Cellular component (GO): nucleus
Source: RefSeq, a predicted model, not a curated record